Molecule: messenger RNA, 1545 nt
Organism: Planococcus citri (citrus mealybug)
Lineage: Eukaryota; Metazoa; Arthropoda; Insecta; Hemiptera; Pseudococcidae
Exons: 3
Coding region: 137-985 (282 amino acids)
Source: RefSeq, a predicted model, not a curated record
AAAUUUUUGCGAACGCUGCCAUCACUGGUCACCACUAGUAGGGAGAAGUCGUUAUGUUUACAUUUCGAAUUUAUACAUUAGAUUAGAAUGGUGAAAAAUGAAAAAUUACUUUAUUUCUUUCAAAUAAUGGUAAAAAAUGGGAUUCACGUGUGUUGUUCCGGGUUGUAAAAGUAAUUACUAUAAGAAUGAACAAUAUGUUUCUGUAUUUCAAUUUCCAAAAGAUGUAGAACUACGAGAAAAAUGGAUCAACGCUAUCAAGAGGGUGAAAAGUUUCAAAGUUACCGCCAACUCUAGAGUCUGUGUAAAACACUUCAGGGAAGAUGACAUCAUUCGAACGACAAGCUUUUAUGAUCAACGAACUGGCCGAACCAUCACAGCAUCACUGCAACGUCCUAAACUGAAAUCUGAUGCCAUUCCAUGUUACUUAUUUCCCGGUUGUCCACCUCAUUGGUCGCAACUGGUGCCGUCUACUUCGCGUUGUGAAAAUGUAGUAAUUAAACGAGAACGAGUGGAAGAAGAGCAUAUAGAUUUCGCGAUCGCUGAAAGUGUAGAAAUUAAACGGGAACCAGUGGAAGAAGAGCAUAUACUAGAUUUCGCGAUCGCUGAAAGCGUCGAAUCCCAUGAAAACUUUCUUGGUAAUACAUCGUAUCAAAAUUUCAACGAAUUUCUCGAUUGUUUGCAAGAAAAUGAGGCAUUCGGUUCCUUCAAUACGUGGUCGAUUGUUCGAAAAAAUGAUUGUGUCAUGUUUCUGUUGAUUCGGAACUAUAACGAUUCUGAUACCGGUCCUGAAAUCAGUAUCGCGGUGACUGUGCAACAAAAUUUAAACGUUAACGUUUUUCAACAUGGAAUCAAGCAAACUGGUAAAAUUGGCCAAUUUGUACCAGGCAGCCGAAUUGAUAAUAUCAAAGUUUUAGAAACUGUAUUGCGGAUGAUAUUGUUCAAAUUCGAUCUCGAAAACAGGCACCUUCAAGAGAGGCAACGUUGAGUAAUAUUUGUAAAUUGCUGGGAAGCUUAUCGGAGUACCUGCCGGAACAACAAUGAAAAAUUAUACAAUUCGCUAUCAAACAGCUGAGUGUAAUUCCAGUUCACAGGAAAUGGGACUUGGAGUUGAAGAAAUUGCAUUUUUGAAUUUGGAAAGAAAAGGCUUCAUGCUAAUGCAAUUUUUGGAAUUUCAAUGCGUCGGAAAGUUGAAAAAUGAACAUUCUCCGAAGUAUUCAGAAUUUGAAAUCGAUUUUCACAAAAUGUAUCAAAAUUGGAAAAUUCUCCUGGUGUGCUGCGUUUUUUUGGAUGCCAGAAAUUUGAAAAAUUUUCACUGGAUCUUGUUUCAAUCUUCUACAUUUCAAAUCCCUCUUCGUUCCUGCAAACUGAAAAGCUUAACUUCAAUAUUCAUCGUUUUAAUACCUGUACUCACUGUUGAAUUAUCCUAAAUUUUUUACGUUUUCUUUGCAUGAAUUUAUCGUAAUUUUUCUAGUUUUCAAUUUUUUAAUGAGUUUAUGUUCAACAUUUUGAAUGUUCGGGUAAAUAAAAAUCAGAUUAUAUGCAGUA